UGUCUGGCCUGCUGAGUUCUGCCAGCAUUUUGUGUUUUUAAAAUAUUUAGUAUUCAAUUGCAAGCAAUGGGACAGACAGGUAGAUUUACAGAAUGGGGAGAAAAUGGUAUAUUAAACUAUGUUGGAAACGUUCAUAAUAGUUGAAGUAUGAUUAUGAGAAACGUGUUGUAAGCUUGUAGACAGGAGCGUCUGCAGAUACUGAAACCGCGGCACAAAAAUAGCGAACUGCCGGAGGAGCUCAGCGGGUCGAGUAGCGCUUGUGGAGGAAACACCUGCAUCAGGACUGACCAAUUUAUGACAUGCUUUUUAUGCCCCUGUAUCUCAUCAAACCAAUUGCAUUUGCAGCCCGAAGCUGGAUGCCAAUCAUUUGCUAAUUACAGCUAGUUUCGGCCUCCUCUAUUGGAGUGAAUACGGUAAACAGAAAGGAAACCUGUCAGCUGAUCACUGUCUGAAAGGCAGAAAGAUGGCGGCAGAAAUCCAUUCCAGGAUGCAAAGCAGUCGGCCGGUGCUGCUGAACAAAAUCGAGGGGCACCAGGACACGGUAAAUGCGGCGAUCCUUAUCCCGAAGGAGGACGGGGUGAUCACAGUGAGCGAGGACAGAACAAUACGUGUGUGGUUGAAACGAGACAGUGGUCAGUACUGGCCAAGCAUCUUUCACACAGUAUCAGCACCCUGUUCUGCCAUUUCCUACAACCCCGAUAACAAACGGAUUUUUAUUGGACAAGAUAAUGGAGCAAUUGUGGAGUUCCUCAUGGCUGAAGAUUUCAAUAAAAUGACUUAUGUAAAGACUUACCCAGCACAUCAACAUCGUGUUUCCGCAAUCAUAUUUUCUCCAGAGAGUGAAUGGGUUAUAAGCACGGGGCAUGACAAAUACCUCAGCUGGAUGUGUACCAGAAGUGGAUGUCUGCAGGGAAGACACUGCUUUAGUGCUUGGGCUUCAUGUUUACAAUAUGAUAUGGAAACCAGCUAUGCAUUUGUUGGUGAUGCCUCUGGACAGAUCACAUUAUUGAAGCUCGAACAGAAUUCUUGCAGUACCAUUUCAACGUUAAAAGGACAUGAAGGUGGCAUAGGCGCCCUUUGUUGGGAUCCUCUCCAACGGCUACUCUUCUCUGGGGCAUCUGACAACAGUAUUAUUAUGUGGGACAUUGGUGGGAGAAAAGGCAGGACUUUACUACUUCAAGGUCAUCAUGACAAAGUACAGUCUCUAUGCUACUUGCAGCUAACACGACAGCUGAUCUCCUGUGCAGCUGAUGGGGGAAUUGUGGUUUGGAACAUGGAUGUCAACAGAGAAGAGGCUCCUAUAUGGCAAGAAAGUGAUUCUUGCCAAAACUGCAAACAGCCAUUCUUCUGGAAUCUCAAACAGAUGUGGGAUACAAAGUGCCUUGGUCUGCGACAGCAUCAUUGUAGAAAAUGUGGUAAAGCAAUAUGUGGGAAAUGCAGCACAAAGCGUUCCAGCUACCCGGUGAUGGGCUUUGAGUUUCAGGUACGAGUCUGCGAUGACUGCUUCAGCACUGUCAAGGAUGAAGAUCGAACUUCCUUGGCAACAUUUCAUGAAGGCAAGCAUAAUAUUGUACAUAUGAAUUUGGACAGUGCAAGAGGAUUAAUGGUAACCUGUGGAAAUGAUCGCAUUGUGAAGAUCUGGGAUAUGACACCUGUUAUUGGCUGCAGUCUGGCAUCAGGCUUUUCUUCCCGUUGACUUCCAACCUCCGUAGCAAUGCACUUUUCACCUACCCAGCUCGGCUGGCCCUGUCUACUUGUUACAAGGGGAUAGUGCAAUUACAGCUGACUAGAGGUUCAGCUGAGAAACUUCUGCUCUGCGUAAAGGACUGGACAUCCACUUAGCAAAUAUUGUAUCCAACUCCAUAAGCACAGGAAAACUCUACAAAUGGAAAUUUAAAACUUUUCUGAUUAAAGAAUUGUAACAUAGUACUGAUAAUACAUAUAGUAUAUUCUAUAUUCUGUGCAAACGCUAAACAGAUUUAAUAGAUGUCUAUAAUGAAGCAAAACUGUGGAAGACAAUUUUUAGAUACAAAAUGUGAGAUAUAUCCUGGUCAGAAUGCAAUUUUGAAAUUGAUUAUUGUAGUGAUACUGGGUCUGUUUACAGUAUAAUAAUUUUCAAUGUUGAUUUAGUAUUCCAACACAGAUUCCUGUCAUAUGCAAUUUAUGACCAGGCAUGAAUAAACAGGAGGCACUUUAUAGGGAAUUAAGGCUGCAAUUUUAUAUCAAAAGUGGAAAUGUAUGGGUAUACAGGGGGAAAAAAUAGUCCAUCAAUCCAUAUCUUUCAAAUGGUGGUAAGUCAGAAGACCUGUUUUUCUUCCAUGCUCACAAAGUAGGUACAUAUUUUAACAGCAGCGCAUAAUCUGAUAGAAGCAUGAAAUAAUUCUUUGGAAUGUGCUGUAGAGACAGGUUCCUAGGCAUUUUCAUGAAUUUUGAGAGUUUUGCAGAUGAAAUUUUGAAAUUAAGUCCUUUCACAUGGUUUGUAGUAUUAUAUCUUUAACUGGGUUUGACUUGUUAAGAUUAAAGUAGCAAUUGGAUUAAUUGUAUGCAAAUUAGUUUCAGUAAAACUAACAUCCUGUUAGUUUUGUUGGCACCUGUUCUGUGAUUUCACAUGUUUGCUUUAGCAGCCUUGGCUAACAUUCCUGAAGUGGGGCAACAUCUGCACUGAGCAGUUUGCAGAAAACUGAAGAAUGGUGCUUGAAGUACUUCCUCCACUUUUAAUUUAAACUAAUUGUUCACUUUAAAUGAUAGGGUAUUUUAACUCUGUGGUUCCAACAGUCAUUCAACCAAGAAGUUAAUUUACACUUCUCGUUUUGUUCUUUUUUUAAAAACAAUACAACCCUCUGCUACAAUUUUUUAUGAGGUUAAUUUCAAGGAACAGGAGAUCAAAGGAUGCUCAUGACUUGAAAAUGCAAUGGCAUUGUAAUAAAUUCACACCUGGCAAGGGAGAAUACUGCUGCUGUAGCUGAACCACUUUUUAAAAGAAAUGACUGACAUAAUUUUUUCCACUGUAAUAACAGCAUCUGAUGAUUUACAUGUGCACAAUUAUGAGAGUUUGCAUUAUCUUCCUUUCACUUGUUUGGUUAAGGAGUGUAUACAUUUUGAAAUGUUUUCUUAUUUUCACCACAGUUUUAUCUCGGGGGAUGGGGGGAGAAAUUUGUCCUUGUUAGCUGGCAUUAAUCACUAGCAAGAAUAUUGACCACUGGUUGGAAUUAUCAUCUGACUUUUCCUAUGAAUUUCAGAGAUAAAUCCAGUCAGAGGACAAUAAUCUUGCUGGUGUUUCAACAUUAACAACCAAGUGUUGCUUCUCCCUUUCCCUAUGUAUGAUUUAUUUCUCUUCUUCCAUUUCAAAUGGUGUACUGGGUGAAGGGAGCAAAAUAGGUAAGUGGACUGCUUUGUUAAUAUUUUUAAAGGUCAGACUAGUUCAGUUGUCAUAUCUGUAUUUACAAUACAUGUGGUGGAUCUGAAGCAGUCAGUAACAAAAUUUGGUCCAGUUUUCCAUCUCCUCACCUUUGCAAAACGAAGUACAUAGUUUAAUCUCUCUAUCUUGGUGAAGCUUGUUGAAAAUAUGGCUGUCUGAAGCUGCAAAAUGUAUUCUUCUCCGCUUUCAACUUAGUACAGAGGCAACUAACAGCAGUUCAUUGUGGAAAGGUGGCGUCAAUGAAUAUGUGGGCGUUUCUCAAAACUGUUUAUUUUGAAAUAGUCCAUUUGAAUGGACUCAAACUCCCUACAAGUAUUACUAUAUACAAAUGGAAAAAUGCCAAGCAUGUCCUUGGAGUUUCACAUAGAAUUCACCUUUUGCUUAUGCUACUGAAUUUCACAAGGUUCAUGCUGUCAUCAAAAUUAAAGUUGCUGCCAUAAAAUAAACUAGC
This is a messenger RNA of Hypanus sabinus (Atlantic stingray), 3869 nucleotides long. RefSeq names its product WD repeat and FYVE domain containing 1 (gene wdfy1). NCBI's taxonomy places the organism in Eukaryota, Metazoa, Chordata, Chondrichthyes, Myliobatiformes, Dasyatidae. The record is from RefSeq and is a predicted model, not a curated record. The transcript is spliced from 12 exons. Bases 464 to 1696 code for a protein of 410 amino acids. Gene Ontology annotation, molecular function: protein binding; metal ion binding.